AUGCGCGCAUAUCGUGCGAUGCUGUACUGGGAAAAGGAGAAGGGCUUCCAGGGCUUCAACACCGCCUCCGGCGCAGAGAUCAGAAGAGGCUGGUCUGAGGAAGCCGCUGCUUACAUUCGAGCCAACUCUCCGGCAAAAUAUCGAGACUUCCUGGUCCCGAAGACGGAGAUUGGAUGCAAACGCAGGGUCAAUGACACGGGAUAUCUCGCCAGCCUGCACCGCGCGAAUGUCGACCUGAUCUACGAUGACCCAAUCACUGAGCUUACCAAAGAUGGUGUUUGCACUUCGUCUGGCCGUCAUGUUUCUGCCGAUGCUAUUGUGCUGGCAACCGGUUUUGAGACGCAGAAGGUCCUGUCGCCGAUGGAGAUCAAUGGCAAGGACGGUGUGAGCAUCAACGAACACUGGGACAUAGUUAGCGACGGCUCGCCCUCGUCUUACUUCGGUACUUGCCUCUCCGGCUUUCCCAAUUUCUUCAUCAUGAUGGGACCAAACACCCUCAGCGGCCAUCUCUCUGUCAUUUACACUACUGAGUGUCAAAUCAACUUCACCAUGCGCGCGAUAGCACCGAUUCUGAAAGCCUUGCACAGCCGUAGGUCUUUGCUCCCUGCAAUGGGCAAGCUCACGGAUGUCAUGGAGGUUACACCCGAGGCCGAGAUGCGGGACAUCAAUGAGACUCAGGACAAGGCUAAGGGUCUUGUGUGGGGGACUGGGUGCACCUCGUGGUUCAUUGACCCGAAGACGAACAGAAACACCAUCAUGUUCCCGGAUUGGCAGUACAAGUUCUGGCUUCGAAGCGUUUUUGUUUCGUGGAAUGACCUGAGAUACACCACAUCCGCAGCUGCUACGAAGGAAGAACAAGGCAGUAGACUGGGCUUGGGCUUACUUGCAACUGUUCUGGCGGCCGGAUUGGUCGCAGUCGGCGCCUAUUUGUUCAACUAA
Molecule: messenger RNA, 939 nt
Organism: Colletotrichum chrysophilum
Lineage: Eukaryota; Fungi; Ascomycota; Sordariomycetes; Glomerellales; Glomerellaceae
Exons: 2
Coding region: 1-939 (312 amino acids)
Source: RefSeq, a predicted model, not a curated record